Messenger RNA from Vigna angularis (adzuki bean), 945 nucleotides. RefSeq lists its product as uncharacterized. NCBI's taxonomy places the organism in Eukaryota, Viridiplantae, Streptophyta, Magnoliopsida, Fabales, Fabaceae. The record is from RefSeq and is a predicted model, not a curated record. The transcript has a single exon. The coding region runs from base 264 to 773 and encodes 169 amino acids.
AAUGGAGUUACUCAAGACAAUGACAAAGUCAGAUACUCGUGUCAAAAUGGACACGUAAGUCCCACCUCGUGUGGGCCAAACUUAGAGUCCCCACUAAUCCAUGCCUUUGAUUUCGCAAGCUCAGAACAUAAUCACUGCUCAUCACAUCACCAUAUAAAUACACCAUUGUCUGCACUACAAACACACUCGCAAUUCACAAACCAUUGCUGCUGUGGUUUUGAAAUUUGUUUAAAAUAGUAACAGUAUUAAUAAAAUCGAACACAAUGGGUGCAAGUGUAGAGUAUGACGAUCAUGAUUCGUUUAAGAAACCAGGAGCAGUUCCUUUCAAAUGGGAGGUAAAGCCCGGGCUUCCCAUAGUGCAGCAAAAGCACCAACACCAGAAGCUGGAUUCGCCGUCAAUGAAGCUGAGGCCGCCGCCGCCGGCGGGCUCCUACCUCCUUUCUUCGGAGGAGCCGCGGACACGCUCCUUCCGGUCCGCUGCGAGGGGCCGGUCCGACCGGUGGCGGUUCGAGCGGCCCCUCCUCACCCGAGCCGAGACCGUGUCGUCGGGUUGUUUCUUUUCGCCGUUUUUGAGGCGGCUGCAGCGGAGGAAGAUGGUUCAGAAGCGAGUGGUUGAAGAGGACUAUACGUCGGAGCUAGAGACCAUUGGUCGGUGGUCCUUGUCGUCGACGAAAUCGCUCUCGCCGUUCCGGGCUUCCACGGCGUCGUCUUCUGUAGCGUCGUCGCCCAGGCCCAUUAGCGAUGCUGAAUGGGCCGGAUUUGGGCUUUUCUGAAAGAGUAACGAUGAGCUAUUUUUGGACUUUAGCUUUUUGGGGAGUGGGCUUUCGUGUGUGCGUAACGGAAUUGAAGAGGUUUUUUUUUGCUCAGACUGAAAGAUAGUUACCCCAUGUCAUGUAAAUAUAUAUAAGUUAUAAAUAAAUAUUAAAAAGAUCAUACGAAUGACCA